AAAUUUAUAUUCCGGAGAUUAGAAAUAAUCCCGAUGAGUGAUCUUAGCGCUUGUUUUUGCUCACCUAUUCAGUUGCAUAACAAUCCCUUAUUCGAUAAGAGAAAAGAGUUUUUUUGGAAGGAAAGUUUAUACAAUAGAAGAUACUUUCCUGUUCAUACCAUUCAAAACUCUUGUCACACCUUGUACUAUUACUGGUUUCUCCCGCUGUUCAGUGAAAACAACUCGAGACAAUCCCUUGUACCGUUGGUGUUUAAACUCUCCGUAAGAAUGUCGGGAACCAACAAGAGAAAGAAAAAGAGUAAUAACCAUUCGCAGAAUUCGAAAAGUUCCGAGAAAAAGAAAGAGUCGAAAAACAUAGAGUUUCGUGGACCCCUGUCAGAGGCAUAUUACGACUCAGAUAAGCUCAACAACGACCUUGUGUACUCUGAUAUUGCUAAUACCGACAAAAAGAAUGCCAACAAAGAUAGAGUUGAGAGUUCUUCUUCUAAACUGGGUUCAAUAACUUCCAACACAACUAAAGAUUUGUCAUAUGGAGACGAUGCAAGCCCCCAUAAGCCCUCUCCAGAUUUCCAAAUAGCUGAAGAUUCUAUCAAAAGUCUUACAGAGAACUUUAAGAAGAGACGAGAUCAAUUUGUUCAGAACCUAGAAAAGGAUCCAAACUAUGGUUUGAAACGUAUUGAUGAAGACGACUCUUACGAUUGGGCAGCAGCUUUGAUUGGUAGAGGACGCGCGAAUAAGAAAGGAUUCUUUCUUUUACCUUAUCUACAAAGUGGCCAUAUUGUAUGUUUAGUAGUAGUGUUGCUUUGUACCUUUGUGUACUAUCCUGGGUUUUACUUGACAGAGCUUCCGGAAUCUACCAGAGAAGUUCUCAGAAAGUCCUUGGCAAUUGUCUUUUCUGUGAAUGGCAUACUUGCUGGAUACGCCGGUUGGGAAGCCAAGAGAAGAAAUCAACCCAUUGUGCUAUGGAUAAUCAAGUGCAUGUUGUUAGGAGGACUUGCACUGAACGAACUACAACAAAAUGUACCACUUACUAUGAAGACUCCAAAACAGGACUCUCUUUUACCAACAAGUAUUAAUAGAAAAUAAAAAGUUAACAAGCUGAAGAUUUCUCUUGCUGUUUCCAUUCUGAAAGUAUUGCAGACCCUACCCAUUCUCUUUCAAUAUUAUAAGAUUGUACAAUACGACAUAAAUGUCUUCCUCCUCUA
Messenger RNA from Galdieria sulphuraria, 1205 nucleotides. RefSeq lists its product as uncharacterized. The transcript has a single exon. The coding region runs from base 34 to 1086 and encodes 350 amino acids. The record is from RefSeq and is a predicted model, not a curated record. Lineage: Eukaryota; Rhodophyta; Bangiophyceae; Galdieriales; Galdieriaceae.